This is a messenger RNA of Cladophialophora psammophila CBS 110553, 1032 nucleotides long. RefSeq names its product alcohol dehydrogenase. NCBI's taxonomy places the organism in Eukaryota, Fungi, Ascomycota, Eurotiomycetes, Chaetothyriales, Herpotrichiellaceae. Gene Ontology annotation, cellular component: cytoplasm. The record is from RefSeq and is a predicted model, not a curated record. The transcript has 2 exons. The coding region runs from base 1 to 1032 and encodes 343 amino acids.
AUGUCCCUGCCCAAACCCCUCCCAACUCGCCCCCUGGGUACGGGCGGCCCUUUGAUUCCGGCGAUGGGGAUCGGAAUGAUGUCCCUGGGCCACGCGUACGGGUCGGCAGGCGGCGACGAGGAGCGGUUUGCCUUCCUGGACGCCGUGCACGCGCUGGGCGCCACCCACUGGGACGACGCCGACCUGUACGGCGACACCGAGACGCUGCUGGGCAAGUGGUUCACCGCGAACCCGGACAAACGCAAGGACAUCUUCCUCACCACCAAGUUCGGCUUUGCAGGCCAGGACGCCAGCGGCGCCUAUGUCGUCCGCAGUGACCCGGAGUGGGUGCGGGCCGCGUGCAAGGCCAGUCUGGACAAGUUGAAGUCGGACUGGAUCGAUCUGUACUAUUGCCAUCGCGUGGAUGGGAAGACGCCCAUCGAGGAGACGGUGAAAGCCAUGGUUGAGUUGAAGAAUGAAGGCAAGAUCCGGUACCUGGGUCUCAGCGAAGUGUCGGCCACGACGCUCCGGCGCGCCCACGCCGUGCACCCCAUCUCGGCGCUGCAGAUCGAAUACUCGCCGUGGGCACUGGAGAUCGAGACCAACGGGGUGUUGCAGGCGUGCAAGGACCUGGGCGUCGCGCUGGUCGCAUACUCGCCGCUGGGCCGGGGCUUCCUGACGGGCACCAUCAAGUCGCCCGCCGACGUGCAGGGGGACUGGCGCGCGAUGAUGCCGCGGUUCCAGCCCGAGAACUUUGACAAGAACAUUGCGCUGGUGCGGCAGAUCGAAGACCUGGCGCGCCACAAGGGCCUGUCUACCAGCCAGCUCGUGCUGGCCUGGCUGCGCAGGCAGUGGGACGGCGUGCACCUGCUCCCUGGGACGCGGAGCGCCGAGCGCGUCAAGGAGAAUCUCGCAGCCUUGCUCGUCGAGCUCACCGACGAGGAAGACCGCGCCAUUCGACGCGCCUGCGAGGAGUGUACUGUCGUCGGGCUUCGCUACCCCGAGGCCAUGGCGUAUAUGCAGCUUGGGGAGACGCCCGAGCCGGAUAAGUGA